This is a messenger RNA of Penicillium vulpinum, 576 nucleotides long. RefSeq names its product Aspartyl/glutamyl-tRNA(Asn/Gln) amidotransferase C subunit. Gene Ontology annotation, molecular function: glutaminyl-tRNA synthase (glutamine-hydrolyzing) activity. The transcript has a single exon. NCBI's taxonomy places the organism in Eukaryota, Fungi, Ascomycota, Eurotiomycetes, Eurotiales, Aspergillaceae. The coding region runs from base 1 to 576 and encodes 191 amino acids. The record is from RefSeq and is a predicted model, not a curated record. Gene Ontology annotation, biological process: glutaminyl-tRNAGln biosynthesis via transamidation; regulation of translational fidelity.
AUGGCCUCUAUUCGCACUGCUGCUCGGCUGUCCAAGUCGCUGCGCCCAGGCCGUUCCCAACUCAAUACGACUUUCUCUCGCCUCUACUCUUCCGAAAAAUCCGACACUACUCAAAUUGAGACCAUACUUGGCGCGCCGAAUUGGUCAGUCAGGUCGCUGCUCCCGAACCCAGCUUCAAAGCCGCCACCAUCAGUCACACCGAAGCAACUCCAUCAUCUACUACGCAUCUCGGCUCUUCCUCAGCCUGCCAAUCAAGAAGAAGAGCAGUCAAUGCUUGAUACACUAGAGUCUCAGAUUCAUUUUGUGAAGGAGAUCCAACUGGUUGAUACUACUGGUGUCGCGCCGCUUGCUAGAAUUCGCGACGAAAGUCCUGCUGCUAUGGAAGAGGAAACGAUUGGAAUCGAAAAGCUCAGCAUAGCUCUGUCUAAGGAACAGGUAUCCGGACGACGAGGGAAGAUCCAGCGUGUUCCAGGGGAAAAAAACGAUCGUCCGGAUGGAACGGCUUGGGAUGGGAAUGCGCUCGGGUCCGCAACAAAGACAAAGGGGAAAUAUUUUGUUGUUGAAAUCGCCAAUUGA